Molecule: messenger RNA, 1072 nt
Organism: Colletotrichum scovillei
Lineage: Eukaryota; Fungi; Ascomycota; Sordariomycetes; Glomerellales; Glomerellaceae
Product: translation machinery-associated protein 22
Exons: 4
Coding region: 482-1072 (196 amino acids)
Biological process (GO): formation of translation preinitiation complex; translation reinitiation
Molecular function (GO): mRNA binding; translation initiation factor activity
Source: RefSeq, a predicted model, not a curated record
GCUACAAUGUUCCGUUUCAGUCCCGCCACGGGCAAAGGCGGUGACCUCACCUUGAGAAACAGAAGAGGAGUGCUCCGUAGACCAUCACCGAAUGCAAACGGCGAGCGGCGGGGGUGUUGAUGCAGGUUGAAUCACUUGCAUGCCGAGUUCGCGUCUUGUUGGUGAUGUCUGUGGGGAAGGUGAAUUUGGAGCUUGACAUUGACAGCGGCAGCGCGGUCGGCGGCAGUCAACUUCCUUGUGGCUGGAGCUAUGUCGACCUCUCCCGCAUCACCAGCCACAUCAAUUACCUAAGCAGCAAAGAUGAGGUGGUCUGCUGUGGCAGUUGAUCCAUUGCCCCGCCAUCGAAAUCAACCCCGCAGUCGGCCGUCCUUGGAAGACCGAGAAGAGAGAGAGGCACGCGUCCCUUAACUACUCGAUUCCUCCGCUUCACAUCCUUUUCGAGCGACCUUUUUACUGUCACAAACGGCCCUUUCAGAUCGUGAUGGCCGACAAUGACAAGUCAGAAACCUCUGGUGAGCCUCAAGGCCGCCAUGUAACCUACUGCGGUGUCUGCACUCUUCCUCCAGAGUACUGCGAGUAUGGAGGCACCGUAAAGAAGUGCCAGGACUGGCUAGAAAAGAAGCAUCCCGACCUUUUUGCGAGAAUCUGGUCAGCAGAGGCCCUUGAACAAGCGACCGCAUCCCUUUCAGUAGACGCCCAGAAGCGAGCCGCCAAAGACGCACAGAAGAAGGCUGCCAAGGCCGAAGCUGCGGAGGCCAAGCAAGCCGACAAGUUGGCCAACAGUAUGGUCACUAUCAAGCGGAUCGAGCGCAACAAAAGAAAGUACGUCACGUCAGUCUCUGGCCUCGAGUCAUUCGGUCUCGAGAAUAAGAAGGUUGCCAAGGAGUUUGGAAAGAAGUUUGCGACUGGCUCGUCCGUCACCAAGACCCCAAGCGGUAGCGAGGAGAUUGUCGUUCAAGGAGACGUCAGCGACGAGAUUGAGGAGUUUUUGUUGGAAAAGUAUAAGGAGAUACCCGAGGAUAACAUUGAGUUGGUCGAGGACAAGAAGAAAAAGGCUGCCCCGACAGCUUGA